Messenger RNA from Dictyostelium purpureum, 245 nucleotides. RefSeq lists its product as uncharacterized. The transcript has a single exon. NCBI's taxonomy places the organism in Eukaryota, Evosea, Eumycetozoa, Dictyosteliales, Dictyosteliaceae. The annotation marks the transcript as partial. The record is from RefSeq and is a predicted model, not a curated record.
CAAUUAAAACCCCACCAAAACCAAUUAAAAAACCACAAAUAAACUCUGGUCCAUUUAAGAAAUCAUUAGAUCUUUCAAAACUAUUACCAUAUUUAAAUUUAAGAAAUAUAAAAACCACUUUUGAAAAUAGUGUUUUAUCAAUUAAAAUAUCAAAAAUAGACUAUAACAAUUACAAUAACAGAUUUAGAAUUUUUUAAAUAAAAUAAAUAAAAUUUAGAUUUUUAAAAGAUAAUUUUUUAUAAAAU